Molecule: messenger RNA, 897 nt
Organism: Prorocentrum cordatum
Lineage: Eukaryota; Dinophyceae; Prorocentrales; Prorocentraceae
Source: the annotation of a GenBank genome assembly
AUGCUGGUCAGCGACAAGAAGCUAACCGGAGCCAGCAACGGCAGCCACGGCUUUGUCGUCGACGGCAUGCUGCGCAAGGUCGGCUCCCCGUCCUACCCGGCCUACCCGGAUAUUCGGCUGGCGAAGCGCACGGGCGAGAGCUCCCUCCUGGGGUGGGGCAUCGAGACGGUGGCGAGGAGUCUCAACAACGCCGUGGCCGACGCGGCCGUCGCGCGCGCCGCGGAGAAGCUCGGCCACGCCGAGCACGCGCAGAGGAUGUCCGAGCGAGCCAGGAGGGCGAGCAGGGCGCUGUUCAACGACAGCUCGAAGUUCUUCCAGCCGAGGGGGACUCGAGUGGAGAGUUCAUCGACGGCUUUGAGCCGCUGGCCUGGCGCCGCGGCUUCACCGAGGGGAGCGCCUACCACUACCGGUACUACAUGCCACACGACGUGGAGCUGCUGCAGGAGCUCUUCGGUGGGGAGUUGUGCAGCGCCAUCAGGGAGGACCUCGAGCACACGGGCCCGCCCGCUUUCUACAACGGUGGCUACGGCUACGACAUCCACGAGAUGCGCGAGCACGAGGCGGUGCAGAAGGAUUUCCGACUUCGGCAUGUACAACCACUGCAACCAGCCGUCGCACGAGGUGCUCUGGGUCGCGAAGAAGGCAGGGUGCGACGAGCUGGCAGACAAGUACUUGCGCCGCGUGAUGGACAAGCUGUACACCACGGAGGGCUGGUGCGGAGACGAGGACAACGGCGAGAUGGGCGCGUGGUACGUACUCCCCCGGCCGUCGGCCCUCGGCAUCUACUCGCUGGAGGGCGCCAAGGACGAGCUGGUCCUCGGGAGCCCCGCCGUGGCCUUCGCCUCCCUGCGCCUGCCGGGGGACCGCGGGCACCUCACGGUCGUGGCCAAGAACCAG